UUAAUUGCAUUCUUUCCCUUUCAGACUACCAUAUUAGCUGUUAGGUUCAAUGGAGGGGUUAUCAUUGGGUCUGACUCCAGGGCAUCCAUUGGAGGGUCAUAUGUAUCUUCCAAAACAAUAAACAAGCUUAUCCAGGUCCAUGAAAGGAUAUUCUGCUGUAUUGCUGGUUCCAAAAUAUUCCAGCAGGUUUCCCCAGGUUGUAUCCAGAUGGGGUCCCCUCCACUUGUGAAGGCUGCUGCUUCUGUGAUGAAGGAGCUCUGCUACCGCAGCAAAGAGGAACCUCAGGCAGGCUUCAUCACCACAGGCUGGGACAGGAGGAACGGACCUCAGGUGAGUCCACUAUCCCUGGGUGGGAUGCUGCUCUGUCAACAUUUCACCAUUGGAGGAUCAGGGAGCACGUAUAUCUAUGGCUACGCUGAUGCCAAGUACAAACCCGACAUGAACCGUGAAGAGUUCUUACAGUUUCCCACCAAUGUUAAACAAAGUGCCAUAGGUAGAGAUAAUGUCAGUGGUGGGGUGGUACACCUGGUAGUGAUCACGGAAGAUGGAGUCGAGCAUGUGUUCAUCCCUGGAGACAAGCUUCCCAAAUACCAUGACGAGUAGAAAAACACUGUUUGAAAACCAAUCAUUGUGUAACAUUAAAGGGAC
Molecule: messenger RNA, 648 nt
Organism: Clupea harengus (Atlantic herring)
Lineage: Eukaryota; Metazoa; Chordata; Actinopteri; Clupeiformes; Clupeidae
Product: proteasome subunit beta type-6-B like protein-like
Exons: 5
Cellular component (GO): cytoplasm; proteasome core complex
Molecular function (GO): threonine-type endopeptidase activity
Source: RefSeq, a predicted model, not a curated record